AUGCCUUGUCCCAGGAUUAGGUCCGGGCCCCAGGAGGUCCGGGCCCCAGGAGGCUCCAGGAGGUCCGGGCCCCAGGAAGCCCGGGCCCUACGAGGCCCCAGGAGGUCCGGGCCCCAGGAGGCCCCAGGAGGUCCGGGCCCCAGGAGGUCUGGGCCCCAGGAGGCCCCAGGAUUAGGCCCCGGGAUUAGGUCCCGGGCUCCCUACGAGGCCCCGGGAUUAGGUCCGGGCCCUACGAGGCCACAGGAGGUCCGGGCCUCGAGCCACCCGGAGGUCCGGGCCCUAACGAGGCCCGGAGUCCGGGCCCUAACGAGAGGCCCCAGGAGGUCGCGGGCCCCUAACGAGCCCGCCGGAGGGGUCCGGGCUCCUAACGUAGGCCAGGAGGGUCGGGCCUACGAGGCAACCCAGGCGGUUUCGGGCCCUACGAGGCUAGGAGGGCCCCCCAGGAUAGGGUUCCCGCCGGGCCCCAGGAGCCCCAGGAAGGUCCGGGCCCCAGGAGGCCCCAGGAGUCCGGGCCCCUCACGAGGCCCCAGGAGGUCGGGCCCUAGGAAGGGCCCCAUGAUUAAUUCCGGGUCCCAGGAAUUAGGUCGGGCCCCAGGACGCCCCAAAGGAGGAUCCGGGCCCUAG
Molecule: messenger RNA, 624 nt
Organism: Salvelinus sp. IW2-2015
Lineage: Eukaryota; Metazoa; Chordata; Actinopteri; Salmoniformes; Salmonidae
Source: RefSeq, a predicted model, not a curated record